Molecule: messenger RNA, 1482 nt
Organism: Symbiodinium necroappetens
Lineage: Eukaryota; Dinophyceae; Suessiales; Symbiodiniaceae
Source: the annotation of a GenBank genome assembly
AUGUGCUUUCUAUGCAUACCUGGACUUGUGGUGCUAGUGUACGUGGCAAUUAAUCGGUCUUGCUGUGGAGAGGACUGGUGGUACACUCGGAGGCUGCUGCAGGUUGCUUCCUACCGGGGAUGCCGGGUCAAGGUGCUGAAGCGCUACUUUACGCCGAACAAGAAGGGGCAAUUGAAAUGCUCGGAGGCGGCUAUGGCAAUGUUCAAGGAUCCCCAGGGUGAAAAGCUCCGGGACUUGCUGAAGCAACAUGGUGACUUCCGUGCUGUAGAGGUGGAAGUGCAGAAGCUGUCGAUCCAAACAUCCAAGAAUGGAGUGGAGGGCGGGGGGAUGAUUGCCAAUGCUCGGAGAUGGGCAUUGGCCAAGGGACUCGUUCGAACGAACGAUGUGCACGGCUUGGAGGAGUAUAAGAUCCCGACCUUUGAGGGAUUCUCCUUCAGCAAUGAAGCGUCGCAGCAGAGCAAGGUGAAGGGAACCUUCGAAGCAGAGGACACUCAUACUGAUCGAGGUUUGAAGACCAAAGAAGACCUCCUGAAGUGCUAUGCCACCUGCACACGCCUGGACCUUGCACUGAAUGCCUUGAUGAUCCGUGGAAGGACGAUCAAAGUGCCCACAAAGGGCAAGUCAGCCCCGAAGAGCAAGACUCCAAAGGCCAAGGCCAAGCCGGCCAAGAGGCCGCACAGUGCUGGUGGAUCUUCCGCAGGAUCGGAUAUUCUUGAUAGCAUGCAGCUAGAUGGUUCUUGCAAGUACUCGAAACAGUUGGCUCGUGCAUCCUUGUGCUGUGCCAUAGGUCUCUGUUCUGGUGACCACAACUUCUGCAUUGCUGCCGCACUCGUGAACAACAAGAGGAUCACGACCUUGAUGCAGAAGCAGGAGCUGAGAGAGCUGGACCUACUCUACAAGUUGUCAGCUGCUGGUCGGAUCGAGAUCAGCUUUGUGGACACGCUUGUUUGCAAGAGACGGCCUUUCGUGUCAAAACAAAUGGUGCACUACCCUGUAAUCUUUCCAAGCACGUGGAUCAAGUUCCUCCUGAAGACUCAGAGCUACCUCCUCCUAGGUGGCCACAACCUCGAGGAUGAAAGGCACACUUUCUGUACACGAUUCCUCUACACUGUUGUGCCGGCCGAACUGUACUGGCACGAUGUCACGUUGACCAAGCUGAAUGAAGAUUUCGCUGCAGACCUAUGCCGUCUGUUCACAGAAGGGGUUCAGGUGGAGACUUCCAGGGGACCCAUCAGGAUCCAUUGUGCUGUCGUGGGGAUCAAAGGCGACUGGGUGUAUUUGAGGAAGGAAUGGUACAACCUAUCUCCCGAUGCCCCCUGGCGUGCUGCUGAGAGCCCGACUCCUUUCAAGAAGGAGGGGUCGCCAUUUUUCCGAGUGCCUGGGCUCACGGGUCCGGAGGCUGCUUUGGUCGAUCCGGCACACACGUGGCACAUGGGGUUGCCACGACAGCAUCUAGGACAACCUGUGUUGAGUUGGGCAUAG